GUGUGGUGCAAUAAGAUUAUUGAGAGCGAAAAAAUCGUUUUUUUUUUUAAUUGAGGAAAUGGACGCGAUUGGGAGUGGGUUUUGCGGGUUCUGGAAGUUUAAUACGUCGCCGGAUUCUCGACGGCGUCGUAUUCGCUCCAACUCGGUUUCGCCUGGUUCCGCUGCCGGAGGUGGUUUCCAGUUCCCGGUGAAACAGGCGUUAACCGCCGCCUCCCUCGCCCUUACUGGUGACACAAUCGCUCAAUUCAGGAACCGUUGGAGCAAAGCCAAAGAGGAUGACGAAAAUGCCUCUCAGGAUGUAUUGUCGAGGCUCCUUUCAGAUCAUGAUUGGCUACGUGCUUUGCGAAUGACUUCCUAUGGAUUCCUUUUCUAUGGCCCUGGUUCUUAUGCCUGGUACCAGUUGCUUGACCACUGUCUCCCCAAACCAACUGUCCAGAACCUAAUGCUAAAGGUUUUGCUAAACCAGAUUGUGUUGGGUCCAUGUGUCAUUGCUGUUGUGUUUGCAUGGAACAAUUUAUGGCAACAGAAGCUCUCAGAGCUUCCUGAAAAAUACACAAGAGAUGCUCUUCCAACUUUACUUUAUGGGUUUAGAUUCUGGAUUCCUGUCAGUGUAUUAAAUUUCUGGGUAGUGCCUCUUCCAGCUCGAGUGGCGUUCAUGUCAAUGGGCUCCAUAUUUUGGAAUUUUUAUCUGUCAUCAACUAUGAGCAAGUAAAAUGCAUGCAGACUCUACAAGUAAUUUGCAUUGUUUGAAAUUUUCACAAUGAGAUUAAUUAACAUUAUUGUCCCUGCAAGAGACUUAUCACUCUGAAAGCUGUCGACAUUGAAGAACGAAUUUGUUCUUUCUUCACUGCAUACAAUUGUGAAAUCAAACUCUCAUUCAUAUAGAAAGUGAUUUUUAGGGUCUAGUUUCUCAAUUAGGAAUCAUGUUUGGGAUAAUUUUGAGUAUGUUCUUAUGGAUAUUUAUUGAAUCUGAUUAACCACGAAGGCAGUUUUUAGGUGUCACCUUGGAAUGUUAUUCAGUAUAUUGCACGAGCUUAUAGCAGACUACAUGAGUUUUUGUUUGGUAAUAUCAUUGAGCUUCUUCAAAUCAA
This is a messenger RNA of Cicer arietinum (chickpea), 1091 nucleotides long. RefSeq lists its product as uncharacterized. Lineage: Eukaryota; Viridiplantae; Streptophyta; Magnoliopsida; Fabales; Fabaceae. Gene Ontology annotation, cellular component: cytoplasm; membrane. The record is from RefSeq and is a predicted model, not a curated record.